Molecule: messenger RNA, 1981 nt
Organism: Ricinus communis (castor bean)
Lineage: Eukaryota; Viridiplantae; Streptophyta; Magnoliopsida; Malpighiales; Euphorbiaceae
Product: serine/threonine-protein kinase D6PK
Exons: 2
Coding region: 174-1718 (514 amino acids)
Biological process (GO): protein phosphorylation
Cellular component (GO): nucleus; plasma membrane; cytoplasm
Molecular function (GO): ATP binding; protein serine/threonine kinase activity
Source: RefSeq, a predicted model, not a curated record
UAGUAUCUUAGAUUUAUACCAUAAUAGCUACUUCAAAAAUUCAAAGGGAUGAAUUAAUAAUCACAUGUAUAUUAUAAUUAUGAAAUUUAAAAAAUUAUUAAAAUUAUCUCUAAAGCAAAAAUGGAAUCCAGCUAUUGGGCCCUUAUGGACCCAUUUCUCCCUAAAGAAGACACAUGCCCCAACCCCAUGUUGCCGGCCCCUAUCCUCCUCCUCCUCUCUUUCCCUUCAAAAACCUCUCUCUCUCUCUCUCUCUCUCUCCUCACUCUCACUCUCAUUCCCAUUCCCAACUCUUUCUUUGGCCUCCACCACCCUUCUCCGCCUCCACCUCCGCCACCAUGUCAACCAUGGACCCAUCUUCGGAUGAUCUUGCUGAUGAACUUGACAAUCUCAGUAUCACCUCCACCACUACUAAUGCCACCACCACCACCACCACUACCACAACUACAACUGCUCAAGAAACUGAGCAUAGUACAAGUUCUGGGUCCGAAGCCACCUGGACAACCUCAAACCAUGCAACCACCUUCUCCAAAUCUCACCACCCGCCACCGUGCGAUUCAUGUUGGCACGCAAUCCUACGUUCUAACUGCGAGAACUCAACCCUAACCCUAGCUGAUCUCCGCUUCGUCCACCGGCUAGGAAGUGGUGACAUAGGGAGUGUAUAUCUUGUAGAGCUUAAAGAGGGCAAUGGGUGUCUUUUCGCUGCCAAAGUUAUGGACAAGAAAGAAAUGGCUAGUAGAAAUAAAGAUAGCAGGGCAAGGAUUGAAAGAGAAAUAUUGGAAAUUUUGGAUCAUCCUUUUUUACCGACCUUAUAUGCCACCUUAGACUCCUCUAGAUGGUCAUGUUUGUUAACAGAGUUUUGUCCCGGCGGUGACCUCCAUGUUCUCCGGCAGCGACAACCCGACAAACGUUUCAACGAAGCUGCCGUCCGGUUUUAUGCAUCAGAAAUAGUGGCUGCCUUGGAGUAUCUACACAUGAUGGGAGUAGUCUACAGAGAUCUUAAGCCAGAAAAUGUUCUUGUAAGAUCAGACGGUCACAUAAUGCUUACAGAUUUUGAUCUCUCCUUAAAAGAUGAUAGCUCAACAUCAACCGCGCAAAUUGUUUCUGAUCAAAACCAACCAAUUAAAAAUGACUACUAUCCUCCUGAUCCACCUCAAUCCGCCACAUCAUCUUGCAUCAUACCUAAUUGUAUGGUGCCAGCUGUCUCGUGCUUCCACCCGAGACGCAGACGUAAAAGAAAGUCUAAUCAGCGCGGGACUGUAGAAAUCGUGGCCGAGCCAAUAGACGUACGAUCAAUGUCGUUCGUCGGGACCCACGAAUACUUGGCACCCGAGAUUGUAUCCGGUGAGGGGCAUGGCAGUGCGGUGGAUUGGUGGACCUUAGGCAUAUUCAUAUUUGAAUUAUUUUAUGGUGUGACUCCUUUUAAAGGGAUUGACCAUGAGCUAACCCUUGCUAAUAUUGUGGCUCGAGCCCUUGAAUUUCCUAAGGAGCCACCAGUGCCAGUGUCGGCUAAGGAUUUGAUCACACAACUUCUAGUUAAGGAUCCUAUAAGACGAUUGGGCUCAACAAUGGGUGCAACCGCUAUCAAACACCAUCAAUUUUUUAAUGGGACUAAUUGGGCAUUAUUAAGAUGUAGAACACCACCUUAUGUUCCUCGACCAGUGACUCGUCCUAGCUUUAUUAGAGAAGAGACUAGUAAUAAUUCCGUAGAAUAUUACUAGUAGAAAAAGGACAUAUUCUUUAAUUGUUUUAUUAAUUAUUUUCCCUUUUACCUUGAGGAAAGAAAAUAUGAAGGUUUAAGAUAUAGGAGAAGAAAAUUGAGUUAAUAUGACAUUAUUUUUAGGCCAGUCUCAUAAAUAUAUAUUAACACAAAGUAUAAUUCUUGCUCAAAAUGUUCAAAUUGAAAACCUUUUGUGAAAAAGACAUUAUGCCUGCCUUACAUGCCAUAUUUGUUGGGAGUAUAUAUAUUUAUUUUGUUUUGUAA